This is a messenger RNA of Puma concolor (puma), 5238 nucleotides long. The record is from RefSeq and is a predicted model, not a curated record. NCBI's taxonomy places the organism in Eukaryota, Metazoa, Chordata, Mammalia, Carnivora, Felidae.
GAGCGAGAGUGCCAGGUCCUGGGUUUUCUGUGUCCUUCUCCCGGGCAGGGACGAGGCAGUGACUUGACUCUUGGGCGCCGAGCCCGGGAGGGAGGACAGGAGGCCGUCUUCCCUCCUAUCCAGCUCACCUCACACCACUAUUCUUCCUCACCCGCGGCCGCUUGGACGACUCCGGACCGACUACCUGGGACACGGGUGGCAGUCUCUGCAGCCGGGGCUGUGGCGAGGCCGCGGCCCUCGGGGCGGCGGUAGCGGCGUCAGCUCUGGGGAGGAAGAGGAGGGAAGAUGGCGUCGGAGCUGGAGCCCGAGGUGCAGGCCAUCGACCGGAGUUUGCUGGAAUGUUCGGCUGAGGAGACCGCAGGGAAAUGGCUGCAAGCAACUGACCUCACUAGAGAAGUGUACCAGCAUUUAGCCCACUAUGUACCCAAAAUCUACUGCAGGGGUCCCAACCCUUUUCCACAGAAGGAAGACAUGCUGGCACAGCAUCUUUUGUUGGGACCAAUGGAAUGGUACCUUUGUGGUGAAGAUCCUGCGUUUGGAUUUCCAAAACUUGAGCAAGCAAACAAACCUUCUCAUCUUUGUGGUCGUGUUUUUAAAGUAGGAGAACCUACAUACUCUUGCAGAGACUGUGCAGUUGAUCCAACUUGUGUUUUAUGCAUGGAGUGCUUUUUGGGAAGUAUUCACAGAGACCAUCGAUAUAGGAUGACAACAUCAGGAGGUGGAGGUUUCUGUGACUGUGGUGAUACUGAAGCUUGGAAAGAGGGUCCUUACUGUCAAAAACAUGAACUUAACACCUCUGAAAUUGAGGAAGAAGAGGAUCCUCUUGUACAUUUAUCAGAAGAUGUGAUAGCAAGAACCUACAACAUUUUUGCUAUUAUGUUUCGAUAUGCAGUCGAGAUACUAACCUGGGAAAAAGAAAGUGAACUGCCAGCAGAUUUAGAGAUGGUAGAGAAGAGUGAUACCUACUAUUGCAUGCUGUUUAAUGAUGAGGUGCAUACCUAUGAACAAGUUAUUUAUACCCUUCAGAAAGCUGUUAACUGUACACAGAAAGAAGCCAUUGGCUUUGCAACGACAGUAGAUCGUGAUGGACGUAGGUCUGUUCGAUAUGGAGAUUUCCAGCAUUGUGAACAAGCAAAAUCAGUAAUUGUGAGAAAUACCAGUAGACAGACAAAGCCACUCAAAGUUCAAGUUAUGCAUUCGUCUAUUGUGGCACAUCAGAAUUUUGGUUUGAAACUUUUGUCUUGGCUGGGAAGUAUUAUUGGAUAUUCAGAUGGGCUUCGCCGAAUUUUAUGUCAAGUCGGUUUACAAGAAGGGCCAGAUGGUGAAAACUCUUCUCUGGUGGAUAGAUUGAUGCUUAAUGAUUCCAAAUUGUGGAAAGGUGCUAGGAGUGUGUAUCAUCAGUUGUUCAUGAGCAGUCUGCUUAUGGAUUUGAAAUAUAAGAAACUGUUUGCUGUUCGAUUUGCAAAGAAUUACCAGCAGUUGCAGAGAGAUUUUAUGGAGGAUGAUCACGAGCGAGCAGUGUCCGUGACUGCUCUGUCUGUCCAGUUCUUCACUGCACCUACUCUGGCUCGGAUGCUCAUCACAGAGGAAAACCUAAUGACCAUUAUCAUUAAGACUUUUAUGGACCAUUUGAGACAUCGAGAUGCCCAGGGCAGAUUUCAGUUUGAACGAUAUACUGCUUUACAAGCCUUCAAGUUUAGGAGAGUUCAGAGCCUUAUUUUAGAUCUCAAGUAUGUGUUAAUUAGCAAACCAACUGAAUGGUCAGAUGAUCUGAGACAGAAGUUCCUGGAAGGAUUUGAUGCCUUUUUGGAAUUACUCAAAUGUAUGCAGGGGAUGGACCCAAUUACACGUCAAGUAGGACAGCAUAUUGAAAUGGAACCAGAGUGGGAGGCAGCCUUCACACUACAAAUGAAAUUAACACAUGUCAUUUCAAUGAUGCAAGACUGGUGUGCUUUAGACGAAAAAGUGUUAAUUGAAGCUUACAAGAAAUGCCUUGCUGUAUUGAUGCAGUGUCAUGGUGGUUUCACUGAUGGUGAACAGCCAAUCACGUUAAGCAUUUGUGGACAUUCAGUGGAAACUAUCAGAUACUGUGUUUCCCAAGAAAAAGUUAGCAUUCACCUCCCAGUUUCUCGUUUACUUGCAGGUUUACAUGUAUUAUUAAGCAAAAGUGAAGUGGCAUAUAAAUUUCCAGAGCUACUACCUCUAAGUGAACUUAGCCCACCCAUGUUGAUAGAACACCCUCUUAGAUGUCUUGUUUUAUGUGCCCAAGUACAUGCAGGAAUGUGGAGAAGAAAUGGGUUCUCUUUAGUAAACCAGAUUUAUUACUACCAUAAUGUGAAAUGCAGGCGUGAAAUGUUUGACAAGGAUAUAGUAAUGCUUCAGACAGGUGUCUCUAUGAUGGAUCCGAAUCAUUUCCUGAUGAUAAUGCUCAGCCGCUUUGAACUUUAUCAGAUUUUCAGUACUCCAGACUAUGGGAAGAGAUUUAGCUCAGAGAUUACCCAUAAGGAUGUAGUUCAGCAAAAUAAUACUCUAAUAGAAGAAAUGCUAUACCUCAUCAUAAUGCUUGUUGGAGAGAGAUUUAGUCCUGGAGUUGGACAGGUAAACGCUACAGAUGAAAUUAAGCGAGAGAUUAUCCAUCAAUUAAGCAUCAAACCUAUGGCUCAUAGUGAACUGGUGAAGUCUUUACCUGAAGAUGAGAACAAGGAGACUGGCAUGGAGAGCGUAAUUGAAGCAGUUGCGCAUUUCAAAAAACCUGGAUUAACAGGACGAGGCAUGUACGAACUGAAACCAGAGUGCGCCAAAGAGUUCAAUUUGUAUUUCUAUCACUUUUCAAGGGCAGAGCAGUCCAAGGCAGAGGAAGCUCAACGGAAAUUGAAACGACAAAAUAGGGAAGAUACAGCACUUCCACCUCCAGUUCUGCCUCCAUUUUGCCCUCUGUUUGCAAGUCUGGUAAACAUUUUGCAGUCAGACGUGAUGUUGUGCAUCAUGAGGACAAUACUGCAAUGGGCUGUAGAACACAAUGGAUAUGCCUGGUCUGAGUCCAUGCUGCAAAGGGUGUUACAUUUAAUUGGAAUGGCACUUCAGGAAGAAAAACAGCAUUUGGACAGUGUCACAGAAGAGCAUGUAGUAACAUUUACCUUCACUCAGAAGAUAUCAAGAAAGUGGGAGGAAGACAGGAAACUGCCUUUCCCCACUGAAGACUAUGUUGUUAGCCCUAUGGUUUCAGAUACGACACUUACAGCAUUGGGCCCAGCACAAACUCAGGUCCCUGAACAGAGACAGUUUGUUACCUGUAUAUUGUGUCAAGAGGAGCAAGAGGUGAAGGUGGAAAGCAAGGCAAUGGUCCUGGCAGCAUUUGUUCAAAGAUCAACUGUAUUAUCAAAAAACAGGAGUAAAUUCAUUCAGGAUCCAGAAAAAUAUGAUCCAUUAUUCAUGCACCCUGAUCUGUCUUGCGGAACACACACUGGUAGCUGUGGGCACAUUAUGCAUGCCCAUUGUUGGCAAAGGUAUUUUGAUUCCGUUCAAGCUAAAGAACAGCGAAGGCAACAGAGAUUACGCUUACAUACAAGCUAUGAUGUAGAAAACGGAGAAUUCCUCUGUCCCCUUUGUGAGUGUUUGAGUAAUACUGUUAUUCCUCUGCUGCUUCCUCCGAGAAAUAUUUUUAACAGCAGGUUAAAUAUUUCAGACCAACCAAAACUGACUCAGUGGAUUAGAACAAUAUCUCAGCAAAUAAAAGCAUUACAGGUUCUUAGGAAAGAAGAAAGUACUCCUAAUACUGCUUCUUCAAAGAAUUCAGAAAAUCUAGAUGAAUUACAGCUUCCUGAAGGGUUUAGGCCUGAUUUUCAUCCUAAGAACCCCUAUUCUGAGAGCAUAAAAGAAAUGCUAACAACAUUUGGAACUGCUACUUACAAGGUGGGACUGAAGGUUCAUCCCAAUGAGGAGGAUCCCCGUGUGCCCAUAAUGUGUUGGGGUAGUUGUGCAUACACCAUCCAAAGCAUAGAAAGAAUUUUAAGUGAUGAAGAUAAACCAUUAUUUGGUCCUUUGCCUUGCAGACUGGAUGACUGUCUUAGGUCACUAACAAGGUUUGCUGCAGCACAUUGGACAGUGGCAUCACUUUCAGUGGUUCAGAGACACUUUUGUAAACUUUUUGCAUCAUUGGUGCCAGAUGACAGCCAUGGAGACCUUCCAUGCAUAUUAGAUAUCGACAUGUUUCAUUUGUUGGUGGGCUUGGUGCUCGCUUUCCCCGCAUUGCAGUGUCAGGAUUUUUCUGGGAUCGGCCUUGGCACUGGAGACCUUCACAUUUUCCAUCUGGUCACUAUGGCACACAUCGUACAGAUCUUACUUACCUCGUGUACAGAAGAGAAUGGCAUGGAACAAGAAAAUCCUGCCGGUGAAGAAGAAUCAGCAGUUCUUGCUUUGUAUAAAACACUUCACCAGCGCACAGGAAGUGCCUUGAGAGAAACACCGUCUGGCUGGCAUCUGUGGAGGAAUGUCAGAAAUGGAAUCAUGCCAUUCCUGAAGUGUUCUGCUUUGUUUUUUCAUUACUUAAAUGGAGUUCCUUCCCCACCUGAAAUUCAAGUUUCUGGAACAAGCCAUUUUGAACAUUUGUGUAACUACCUUUCCCUGCCAAACAACCUCAUUUGCCUUUUUCAAGAAAACAAUGAGAUAACAAAAUUACUGAUUGAAAGUUGGUGUCAUCACAUUGAAGUUAAAAGAUAUCUAGAAGGUGAAAGAGAUGCUAUAAGCUAUCCAAGAGAAUCCAACAAAUUAAUAGACCUUCCAGAGGAUUACAGCAGCCUCAUUAAUCAAGCAUCUAAUUUCUCGUGCCCCAAAUCAGGUGGUGAUAAGAGCAGAGCCCCCACUCUGUGCCUUGUGUGUGGAACUCUGCUGUGCUCCCAGAGCUACUGCUGUCAGACGGAACUGGAAGGGGAAGACGUGGGAGCCUGCACCGCUCACACCUACUCCUGUGGUUCUGGGGUGGGCAUCUUCCUCAGAGUACGGGAAUGUCAGGUGCUAUUUUUAGCUGGCAAAACCAAAGGCUGUUUUUAUUCUCCUCCUUACCUUGAUGACUAUGGGGAGACUGACCAGGGACUCAGACGGGGAAAUCCUUUACACUUGUGCAAAGAGCGAUUUAAGAAGAUUCAGAAGCUUUGGCACCAACACAGUAUCACGGAGGAAAUUGGACAUGCACAGGAAGCAAAUCAGACACUGGUUGGCAUCGACUGGCAGCAUUUAUAA